Messenger RNA from Sphaeramia orbicularis (orbiculate cardinalfish), 1645 nucleotides. RefSeq names its product transmembrane protein 35 (gene tmem35). The coding region runs from base 86 to 571 and encodes 161 amino acids. NCBI's taxonomy places the organism in Eukaryota, Metazoa, Chordata, Actinopteri, Kurtiformes, Apogonidae. Gene Ontology annotation, molecular function: acetylcholine receptor regulator activity. Gene Ontology annotation, cellular component: endoplasmic reticulum. The transcript is spliced from 2 exons. Gene Ontology annotation, biological process: chaperone-mediated protein complex assembly; positive regulation of protein localization to cell surface. The record is from RefSeq and is a predicted model, not a curated record.
CCUGAAGCCCAUCCCCCUGGCGCAUCUUCACCGGGAAACCGUCCGACUUCCAUUCACUCCGGUGGGAAGCGGCUGCCUGCGAAACAUGGCCUCACCAAGGACAAUAACUAUUGUGGCCCUGUCUUUCGCACUGGGUUUAUUCUUCGUAUUUAUGGGAACCAUUAAACUCACUCCGAGACUAAGCAAAGACGCGUACAGUGAGAUGAAAAGGGCAUACAAGAGCUAUGCCAAAGCGUUACCGGGCCUGAAAAAAAUUGGUAUCAGCUCAGUCCUGCUCCGUAAGAUCAUCGGCUCUCUGGAGGUCGGCUGCGGCGUGGUGCUGACGCUGGUGCCUGGAAGGCCCAAGGAUGUGGCCAACUUCUUGCUCCUGCUGGUCAUGCUAGCCGUCCUUUUUUUCCACCAGCUCGUAGGAGACCCCCUGAAACGCUACGCCCAUGCUCUAGUUUUUGGCAUUCUGCUUACCUGCCGGCUGCUCAUUGCCCGCCAGAGUGACGACCGGCCGGAGCGAGAGGACAGCCGAGAAGAACAGCACAUCAACGACCAAGAAAGGAACAAGGUCAAGCAGUCUUAAACUCCUCUUCCACUUUGGUACAAGCCACAGCGAAGGCAAACUGGUGCGCCUUUAUGGAUUAUAGUAAAUCAAAUUUUUAAGGAAACAGUCACUUCCAGUAAUAAUAGCCGUCACACACAUCUCCUGACCCAUCCAGCUGGUGGACUGACUACUCUCACCUUCUUCUCUGCACUCUUAAUGUGAAAACUGAGAACUCCAUACAUCCUCUACAUAUCCGUGGACAAUCAUAGCUGUGGAAACUCUGAUAAGCUCAAUUCAUUGUCAUGCCAGUAAAUCCAUUUCCUCCUCCUUGUCCCUAUUUAUUUUAGUCUUACACUGUGCGAAAUGUGUUUGUGUUUUACUUGAAUAUGAAGUUCAUUUAGGUCAAUGAAUUGAUUUGAGAAUGCUGUUUUUCAUGAAGGGAUCUUUGUAGCUUGGUUUUCUAAUUUGUUUUUAUACUGUAGGCGUAGGAGACAAAUUACAGUAGUUCAGGCAUGUUUCAUUUGGUCAAGAUUAUAGCUCAGAAACCACAAUGAGCACCGAUUAAAGUUUUUCUACUAAUUACACAUCAGCCGGUAUUAAUUACAUAUCCACAGCUUAUUUUGGUGCAGUAUUAACAAAUGGCUGCUUUAGGAAGAAAGAAUAUAUAAAUCCUGGUUCAUCUUUCAUCUCAUUUAGUAGAUGUUUGCAGAAAUAUGCAUGAAUCCUUUUCCCCAAAGUAAGCUGAUUAUUCUCUUUCUCCUUUUGGUUCAGUUAUUACAGUGAAGUUGUUUAGCUGUAAAGGACAGCAGGUGCUGCCUCAAAUGUCUGCUACUAGCUUGUACAGCAGAACACAACCAAAUUAACUGUUUUUGCCUGUUCAAAAUGUGUCUUUUCCUUUUGUAAUACACUAAAAAGUCUUAAACCCUGUCACUGUCUUUUUAAAAAUCAUUGGGGUUUUUUUUGUUUUUACUGAUGAUAUAAAUAGCAUUCCUGGUGCAGUUUUUCUUGAGGGGUGACAUCUCAGUUAAAAAGACUGUCUGUUCAUUUUGAGAUUCACAAUAUUUCUGUAAAUUCUAUACUUGAAAUAAAGAUUUGAAGGUGGGUCUGACUAAA